AUGGCAAUGGCAAGCCAUCUCUCUCUCUUUCUAGUUGCUCUCUCUACCAUUUCUGCAUCUGCUGAUGUUCUUUGGAACGUCGACUGUGGAUCAUCCGGCACCUACGUCGACGGCAAUUUCAUCGGGUGGAUGGGGGACAGCGACCUCAUACAAAAUGGGCAGUCCGAGGUGGUGCAAUCUAGCAACUCGGUCGACCAUGUGAUGAGCACGUUGAGAGUGUUCACGACUCGGAAGAAGAACUGCUACUCUCUCAAGGUCGAGAAGGGAGGCCAGAUAUAUGCCCGGGCGAGCUUCUACUACGGGAACUACGAUGACAAAUCAGCUCCCCCGACCUUCGACUUGCACUACGACGGGAAUUACUGGGACACGGUCGAGACUUCGAAUGACAAAGUCGUUUACUACGAGACCAUCUACGUGGUCAAGGGAGACUACAUGAGUGUCUGUGUCGCGCAGACGCAGCGUAACCAGUACCCCUUCAUGUCGGCUCUGGAAGUGCGUAGCUUGGGAUCCAACAUGUACAAACACGUCGAUUCCAACUACGCUUUGUACUUGAAAGCUAGGGUUGCUUACGGAACAAAUGCAGACGUUAGGUACUCAGCUGAUGCUUAUGACCGGAUCUGGCAACCCGCGGCCAUAGGGACCGGAUUGACUGUGGUCACAAGUGAUGCAUCGAUCGUAGAUACAAGCGUCGAUGAUAAUCCUCCACAAGCCGUGAUGCAGAAUGCAGUCACCACCUCUAAAGCAUCCAACCCCAUUCAAUUGACCAUUGAUUUUCCGGCGAAAGCAAUCCCCAUCUACAUGAACUUGUACUUCUCCGAAGUCACUCAGCUCGACACGACUCAAAAGAGAUCAUUUGAGCUAUACGCCAAUGACAAGCCUCUCACGAACCCGGAAAUUAUCGUCCCGCCUUACGGAACCGUCACCGAGAUGUGGCUCACUAACUUGAGCGCGUCUUCCAACACUUCGUUUUCCUUGGUGGCAACCUCGGAUUCAACUCUUCCGCCACUCAUAAACGCCAUGGAAGUGUUCUACGUCGAUGUUCUCACUGAUGGAACGAACAGCAAAGACGGUCGGUAUUCUUCAACUGAUUAUGGACUCUAUGAGUUAUUAUACUUGGAUGGAUUAUCCUCUCUUCAAACUGAAUUCACCAACUUACAAGACUGGUCUGGUGAUCCUUGUCUCCCUUCUCCAUACACCUGGGAUUGGCUCAACUGCAGUGGCGAUGCCACGCCUCGCGUGACGGCAUUGUAA
Messenger RNA from Rhodamnia argentea, 1251 nucleotides. RefSeq lists its product as uncharacterized. The record is from RefSeq and is a predicted model, not a curated record. Bases 1 to 1251 code for a protein of 416 amino acids. Lineage: Eukaryota; Viridiplantae; Streptophyta; Magnoliopsida; Myrtales; Myrtaceae. The transcript has 4 exons.